Haliotis rubra (blacklip abalone) is the source of this 996-nucleotide messenger RNA. RefSeq lists its product as uncharacterized. Lineage: Eukaryota; Metazoa; Mollusca; Gastropoda; Lepetellida; Haliotidae. The coding region runs from base 22 to 825 and encodes 267 amino acids. The record is from RefSeq and is a predicted model, not a curated record. The transcript has a single exon.
AACAUCAGAAACCAAAGGCCUAUGAAACAUGACGAGGGUGACGUGAGACCAUACGGUGAUGUUGUCCCUGACACAGCUCCAGCUUAUAUGAAUACUUGUGUGUUCAGCGGAAACGUUCAGUCUGUGUGGAUCACUGUGAUGAUGAUGAUGCGUGUGAUAUUGUGUGUCGUUGCUGUUGCGGCAUCGACACAUGCUGGUUCCAUCCAUUGCAAGAAUACUCUUAUGUCCGGCGGCUUGUCUGAGAAGUUCAACGAGACUGUGGCUCAUGCCAUUCACUCUAUGACAGUCCAGGGUCUCAGUAUGUUCAUCAAACACGCCUCCGGGGACAACGCCAUCCCCACCGUCAACCACGACCUCAGAGGCGUGAAAAAGGUACUUCCAUACGCCCCCAAUGAUCCUCUUGGUACAGACUUCAGAACGCACACCAUGAACACCAUCGACAAGAUCCUUUCAAACCUCGGCAAGCCAACUGACGGACUAGGGGACAACUGGUCACCAAUUGAGAGGGUCGUGCACAACUUCCACAUGUGGGACCUCUGGACUAAGAUUCUAGACGUCUACAGGACCAUGGAGAAGACUCCACCGUCCCAUUCUAUCUGUCGCUGUCUCCUGGACACAAGAGGGAACGGUAUCAAUAAAGCUGUCCAUUGGGUUGCUGACCACUACAAGACGGGGACACCCAUCACCCUCCUCAACAGACCAAUCCCAAAACUUACGGAUGCAGCAUCGUGGGCUACUUGGAAGGGUCGUCUUCUUCAUUACUACAGCCCAGAUGCCUUGACAGAUGCUGCUACCUACCUCCACUGUGUUAACAUGGCCAUGUAGGACACCAACAAGAUGUUGUAUCUCAUCUGGAACAAUUAUUGGACUGAUUCAUGAUACUGUAAUGUACAUUUUUGAAUGUUUUUUAAAAGCACGUAUAUCAUGUUCCUCGAACUGAUUCAAUGGCCGAGGUGAUUUGUUUCGAAAUUUUAACGAUAAUAAAUGUGUUCUUUU